Thamnophis sirtalis is the source of this 5060-nucleotide messenger RNA. The record is from RefSeq and is a predicted model, not a curated record. NCBI's taxonomy places the organism in Eukaryota, Metazoa, Chordata, Lepidosauria, Squamata, Natricidae.
GCGUUCUGACCACCCGGAACUCGCGAAGCGGUAGAAGUGGCCGGCAGAAGAAGCAGGGAGAGGCGCCUUGCUUCCCUCGAUAGCCGGAUAUAUUUUCCAUCAUGGUGGGUGAAAAGAGGAAUGGAAAUCUUGGGUCAAAACUACAAGCUUAUGCGGAGGAGCUAAUCCGCCAACGUCGUGGACACGAUGGACAUACUGAAUACCUGAUUCGCUGGAGCAUCCUGAGUUUAGAUGACAACGUAGAAAAUGCCACCCAGGCUGCUUCAACCGAGAACAAAAUGGAUAACAUUCUUAUGUGGAUGUCAGCAGAAGAAGUUUAUGCUAAUUGUCCCACACUAUUGGGCAAGAGGAAGCCUGAGGGGCAGCGAGUAAAAGAAGAGAAAUCACCUAGCACAUUCCCAUCUGAUGUCACAGUGGAUGAAGCUUCCUUACAUGAAAUGAAGGCUGACGUCAGGAACCUGGUACAGCGUGCUAAUCGACAGAUGGCCAGGACAAGUGGUCCAGAGUCCUCCAUCCUUAAUACUGUCCAUGUGCUCAGUGCUUAUGCCAGCAUUGGCUCAUUGACAGGUGUCUUUAAGGAAACAGGUGCUUUAGACCUGCUGAUGAAGAUGUUAUGUAAUGAGGAGAAGCAAAUUCGUCGUAGUGCUGGCAAGAUGCUGAGAGCUUUGGCUUCUCAUGAUGCAGGUAGCCGAGCUUAUGUUCUUUUGUCCCUGAGCCAGCAAGAUGGCAUUGAACAGCACAUGGAUUUUGACAGUCGUUAUACUCUCUUGGAGCUUUUUGCUGAGACUACAUCCUCUGAAGAGCACUGUAUGUCCUUUGAAGGGAUUCAUCUUCCUCAGAUUCCGGGGAAGCUGCUGUUUUCUCUAGUGAAGCGUUACCUAUGUGUCACUUCCCUCAUGGACAAGUUAAACAGUACCACAGAACUGGGAGGGGAUCAUCAGGACUCUUCAGCACCCAGUUCAAGCUUUGGGGAAAAAAGCCGGGUACAGCGAGAAUUUGAUUUCAGCAUGGCCAUGGCUAACUUGAUUUCAGAGCUAGUCCGGGUCAUGGGCUGGGAUCGCAGCCACGAAAGGGAACUUCUGUCUCUGACGAAUGCCCAGCCUCGAAUUAUUCGAUCCAUAUUCCAGCCCAAGGGUUCCACUUGUACUGCUGUUCAGGUGCCUUUAGUAACUUCCAACCCUUCACCAAGAAAAAAGCAAGGACAACCAUUUUUGACUCUGUCAGAUUUUUCCAGUCGCAGCAGCUAUGUUGAGUAUGUGCAGGAGAAUCUCAAGCCAGGAAUGACUGUGCGGAUGUUGGAAGAAUACGAGGAGAUUGAUGCUGGGGAUGAGGGUGAAUUUCGUCAGAGCAACAGUGGAAUGCCUCCUGUGCAGGUUUUGUGGCAAUCUACUGGCCAGACUUAUUGGGUGCACUGGCACAUGAUAGAAAUUAUUGGCUCUGGGGAGCAAAAUGAAGAGAAUGCAGCACAUGAAAAAGUAUCUAGUUUAACAGAGAACCUGAAACUACCCACAGCUACUCAGACAUUUUACUGCAAACCUCUUGGAGGACUUUACUGCCUGCCAUACUUAGUGGAUCAGUUAUAUGAGAGUUCUGGAAUGUUGAGCCGGGCUGAAUGGUGGGAACUACUUUUUUUCAUUAAAAAGCUAGAGCAACAUGAACAACAGGAAAUUAUUCGGUUCAUUCAGGAGAAUCAUGAGGAACAGCUGUCGGAACUAGAUGAGGAGGGCCUGAUUCAGCUGUCAAUAUCAGUAGAAUUGGCUCGGAAACUCUUGCCGCUUUUGAGCAAGUACUGUCAAGGCUGCACCCAAAAUGACCUCCAGAAUUCCCACAUUUAUCUCAAAUACACCUUCAGCAAGGGAAGUUCAGAAGAAGGUUGCCAAAAUAUGGACAUAACCUCUGCAAAAGAUAGUGGCUUUUCUGAAGCCAUGGCUUCCCAAAAACCAAAGGAGUCCAUUUCUGCUGAAAUGUCUUCUCCAGUGCUGUCCACAACAGAGAAGACUGAUACACAGUUAUUUAAUAAACUUCUUCACGUAGAAGGACUUUACUCUCCAGAAAUACCAGAUGAAAAAGCCAAAGCUUACUUCAGUGGGAAAGUGUCAGGAAAGAGGAACUCCCUGGAGAAGCUUGCAGAUAUUGUAGACAUAAUACAGAAAUCUAGUUCUGAGGUUGCACUACAGGUGGCUGGACUCAGAUUCAUAAUCAAGAUCUUAGAAGAUGAACCUGGUCAAGAAAGACAAAUUAUUAAAGUAGAAAGUGGACCCUCAAUCAGAGAGAAGAUGGUGAAGAUGCUGGUGGAGCUGCUCAGCAACCAGCUGAAGGAGAAAUUGUUGAUGGUGACAGCAUUAAGACUGCUUUAUGUGUUAAUGGCAAAGUAUGAUUGGCGAAUCCUUUUUGCUACAGAAGGUGGGGUACGUGCUGUGCUGGGCUGUAUGCAGGAAUAUUCCCCUUCUGCAUUGGUACAGCAGGCUGGCUUGGCAGCAUUGAAAGUAUUGGUGGGUGCUGGGAACUGUGAGCUACUUGGUACCAGUGGGAAAUCAUACCCUCUGAAUCAUUCAGAUGCUCAGAUGAUGCGGGAAAUUUUUGCCAGCAUUGGUUCUGCUUCCAGCAAAGAAUCUGACAAUUUACUAUGUGUAAUUUGUAUUGCUAUUGAGAAGAUGUUGGCUACACCUGGAGCCUCGUCAGCAGUGCAGAAUGGGCUGUUGGUAUUAAACAUGCUGAUCAACAAUCAUAAGGGCCUGGCAGAACAGUUGGGAAGCUGUGACCUCCGUUCGGUCCUGCAGAGUUGUUGUCAAACAGGCCAGAGCUCCAGUGAGAUGCUAGCUCGAAUAGUGCUCAAUCGUUUGGCUGAGCAUAAAUUGCCAUUGAGCCAGGAGAAUGCAGAAUCUGAAACUUCCUUUGAGUUCAAAGAUAUGGAUGUACCAACCCUACUGAAAAACCUGCAUGAAACCAGCUUUUCAAAAGAUGUAGUGCUAGCACUGGAGCACUGCCUUUGUGACGAGGGUGUUUACCCUGAGAGAAAUGUAACAGACAUUUUGCCAGAUCAUGAGCAUUUCUUGCUGCUGUUGAAGACCCUAGAACAGUUGGGAGCUGAAAAGACUGUCCAGAUGGCCAUGAUGAGGAUUUUGAAUAAGUUUUUGGAUAUUUCCCAAGAGGAUGCAUUGCCCUGGCAUGAGUGCAUUGAGCCUUGUCUGUCCUCAAUGAGUACCCACAAUAGUGAACGAGAGGUUGUGCAGGAGUUCAUCCGUUUCCUGCAUCGUUUAGCUACCACCAACAAAGAUUGUGCGGUUGUGAUGUGCCGUGUAGGCACAAAGGAAGCUCUGACCAAAGCUAUGGACAAGCACAACUCCAACUUGUUAUUGGUGACAGAGUUGCGGGACCUUGUGACUGACUGUGAGAAAUAUGCUAGCCUUUAUAAGAAGAUGACAACCAGUAUCCUGGCUGGAUGCAUUCAGAUGGUUCUAGGACAGAUAGAGGAACAUAGACGAAGCCACCAACCUAUUAAUAUUCCCUUUUUUGAUGUUUUUUUGCGCAACCUUUGCCAAGGUUCUAAUGUAGAGGUGAAGGAAGACAAGUGUUGGGAAAGGAUAGAAGUUUCUUCUAAUCCACAUAGAGCCAAUAAACUGAUUGACAAAAAUCCAAAGACUUAUUGGGAAUCUAAUGGUAGCACAGGUUCCCAUUACAUCAAUGUAUAUAUGCAUCGUGGAGUGGUAGUCAGGCAGAUGACUUUAAUAGUAGCUAGUGAGGAUUCCAGCUACAUGCCAGCUCGGAUUGUCGUGAUGGGAGGAGAGAACACAUCUAGCAUCACUAGUGAGCUCAAUACUGUGAAUGUCCUACCUACAGCCAAUAGGGUAGUUCUUCUGGAGAAUAUGGGCCGCUUCUGGCCAAUUAUACAGAUCAAAAUUAAGCGCUGUCAACAGGGUGGCAUUGACACACGUGUGCGUGGCAUUGAGGUGCUAGGUCCCAAGCCCACCUUCUGGCCCAUCUUCAAAGAGCAGCUGUGCCGGCGUACAUAUCUCUUCUAUACCACCAAGGCACACACAUGGUGCCAGGAAAUCUUAGAAGAUCGAAUGCAGCUGCUGCAACUUUUCAACAGAUUGAACAGUGCCUUGCGCCAUGAGCAAGUAUUUGCCAAUCGCUUCCUUCCUGAUGAUGAGGCUGCCCAGGCUCUAGGCAAAACCUGUUGGGAGGCUCUGAUUACUCCCUUGGUGCAGAGUAUCACCUCUCCAGACUCUAGUGGCAUAAGCCCCAUGUCAUGGUUACUAACUCAAUACUUGGAAAAUCUGGAUGCAGCCAAGAAUUCCAGGAGCCGAGCUUCCAUCUUUAAUUCCCGUGUUCGGCGCCUUAGCCACUUGCUAGUGCACGUGGAUUCUUCUGGCCCUGAACUUGAGGAGCUGAAACCUCCUGUUAAAACCAAUGGGAAGAAUGGUAAGAACAAGGAAUCAAGCUCAGGAGUUAUCAAGCCAGCAGUGAAUAAACCCUGUGGGAUGACAGGCAUCACACAAUGCUGGAAAGAUGUAGUACAGCAGCAGGUGAAAUGUUUCUUGGAGUCCUCCUGGCAGGCCACUGAUUUUGUGGAACAAUAUUGCAGAACCUACCAGCGUCUCCGGACUGCCAUGGAGGAGCUUUUUGGACAACAGAUUUCCUUCAUGCUGGCCUUAUGCCAUGGUUUCUCUGGAGGCUUGUUACAGCUCUCUUUCCUGACAGCAAUGCAUGUAAGUGAGCAGUUUGCCCGUUACAUUGACCGGUGGAUCCAACAGAGCUGGGCAGAUUCGGGUAACGUGGAGACUUUUCAGUGCCUACAGCAGAGCCUGGAACCCGUCCUCUUCCUAGCAGAUCUGGAGUUGGCCAACACUUUUGAGCGAUUCUACCGGUGAGGCUUUUGUGGAGAGGAAGAAGGAAGGGAAAGAUGAAUGUACUACUUUUACUAACAGAGUAGACAGGUCUCAGGUAGGAAGCUUUUUGGCAGUAAUGAUAAAGCAUCUUGCUGCUCCUUCAAUCUGGAUGAAGAUGUCUUCAAGGACAUAAAUAUAGCUCUGUUUUAACGAAUUGAGGUACAAGCA